This is a messenger RNA of Anopheles cruzii, 1665 nucleotides long. Its product is annotated as motor neuron and pancreas homeobox protein 1-like. Gene Ontology annotation, biological process: regulation of DNA-templated transcription; neuron differentiation; central nervous system development. NCBI's taxonomy places the organism in Eukaryota, Metazoa, Arthropoda, Insecta, Diptera, Culicidae. The transcript is spliced from 4 exons. The coding region runs from base 1 to 1665 and encodes 554 amino acids. The record is from RefSeq and is a predicted model, not a curated record. Gene Ontology annotation, molecular function: DNA binding; DNA-binding transcription factor activity, RNA polymerase II-specific.
AUGAUCCACCAUCAGCCGACAAAGUAUCACCAUCACUCCGCGAACCCUUUGAGCCACUUCCUCAACCUGCACACAACGCAUGCGACGGCGGCGGCCGCUGCUGCCCUGGCGCUUGCCACCGAUGGCUUAGGACACGCAGCGGAAGACGAUGAGGAGCACGACGAGAGCAGCAACGAGAAGAGCUAUCUCGGCGAAGUGUCCAGCGUCCGUCGAGAACCCUUCGACGCGCUAACCGAGCCAAGUCUGGGCGAGGUCAGCGACUCGGACCCCAACAUCGACAUCGAUGUCGACGAUCGCCGGGAUGGCCGCGAGGAUGAGAGCAAGGACGACGAAGAACGGAGACCGGCAGCCGAAGGUGGUGUGUUUGAGCGACUAAGUCCAACGGAAAGGCACGACCACGACGGGGAAGAAAUCGCGAUCGAGGAGGCCGAUUACAAGGAUACGGUAGAGGAGCACGAUCCCACCAGUCCCGGGGCCGCCGAUACAACGGCGGCCGUUCUCGAUACGGACGGGUACGUGGGGAAGUCAUUCACAAUAGCCGCCAUUUUGGGGCUAAAGAAAAAGCAAGACGAUGCGGCCGCUGCGGCCGUCGCCGCGGCCACCGAGUACGGUGACAGAGUAAUGAACCUCUCGACCGGCGCUGGCUACCAUCAGCAGCAGCAGCAGCACCAUCAGCAGCGGGUGGCGGCUGCAGCGGCUGCUGCCGCCGCCGCCAUCGGUAGGUUGCCGCUCGUAAUGGCGGCCGCGGCAGCCGGUAUGGAAAAACGUGACCGGCCGGACAGUGGCGACAGUGCCGACACGUGCGCAGGACCCCUUGGGGGUUACGGCGUGGGACCACUCGGCGGAGGACAGCAACAGACGGCGAUGCAAAAUCUGCACCAACUAACGGCACUUCAUAGUGGAACGGGAAGCGGCGGGAGCUUUUCGGCGUUCCAUCCCUCCUCCGGUGGUGGAGGCGGUGCUGGACAUACGCUCCACCCGGGCACACAUCACCACCACGGACACGGACAUCAUCAUCAACACUUCGGCAACCACCACUUCCACCAUCAUCACCAAGCUCAGCAGCAACAGCAGCAGCAGCAGGGACAACAGUCGCACCAGCACCAUCAUCAGCAGCACCAACAGCAAACCCCCGGCGGACACCACAUGGCGCUGGGCCCUCAUCACCAUCACAGCCAUGGCCACAGCAGGGAGAAAUUUAAAGAACUGAGCAAAAAGUCAGCCCUGUCCUCGUCGGCGGCCUCCCUGAAGAGCAAACGGGUGCGAACAAUAUUCACGCCCGAGCAGCUAGAACGGCUCGAGGCGGAAUUCGAGCGGCAACAGUACAUGGUGGGCCCGGAACGUCUCUAUCUGGCGCACACCCUGCAACUGACCGAAGCUCAGGUCAAAGUAUGGUUUCAGAACCGACGGAUCAAGUGGCGCAAGCACCAUCUGGAGAUAACGCAGCAACGGCUGGCGUUGAUCCGCCAGAGGCAGCUAGCGAGCGGUACCGGUGUUCCGAUGCCGACCGUAGCGCCAGCACCCGCGCCGGUUCAUCUGGGUCAACAGCAGGUGCAGCAAGGUGGCCUGAGCGGUGGCAGAAUGGUCAACCCGAUCGAGUCACCCGAACUGACGAUAUGCACCGACUCGAUGGAGGCGCGCAGUGGCAGCGAGGGCGAAGACUAG